Molecule: messenger RNA, 959 nt
Organism: Salarias fasciatus (jewelled blenny)
Lineage: Eukaryota; Metazoa; Chordata; Actinopteri; Blenniiformes; Blenniidae
Gene: tmem74
Product: transmembrane protein 74
Exons: 2
Coding region: 120-959 (279 amino acids)
Source: RefSeq, a predicted model, not a curated record
UGCGGUCUCAUCACCCGUGGUGCUCCGGAGGAAGGGGAGUCGGGAGGGAUGCUGAAGUAGCGCGGGAUGCUGUGGAGUGAAAACACCGUGGGAGGAAGGCUCAGAGUCAACCAGCGCGAAUGGCCUCUCCGGAGCUGCUCCCCGCAGAGGAGGGGGGCAAACAGCCCGCCGUGCCCGACGUCCUUGACCGGGUGUCCAUCGCGCUGCACGCCCGCAGGUCGGGCGGCUCAACAGGAGGCGCGCUCCCGGGGGAGGGCGGCUGCAGCCCGGCGCGCGGCUGCCGCGGCCGCUGCCUCUCGGCACCGAGGACGGCGGCGCGCAAGGCGGAGGUCAGAGGCGGCCACCCCGGGGAGGAGAAAGUCAAAGUGUGCUGCGACGAGGAAUUAGAGACGUCUUUCACGUACAUCGACGAGAACGUGAAUCUGCGGCUGGCCAGCCCGGAGACGAGUUGUAAAAGUACUCACAGACCCGUGCGUAACGGCGAGCCCUGCUCCGAGACGUUCCCGGAGCUCUCCUUCAUGUCGGAGGACGAUCUGUCCUUCGGGGAGGGCCCCGGGAGCUCUAUAGACUACGGCUUUAUCAGUGCGGUCACGUUCCUGGUGACCGGGAUCUCCUUGGUGAUCAUCUCCUACGCCGUGCCUCGGGACGUGGUGGUGGACCGGGACAGCGUGUCCGCGCGGGAGAUGGAGCGGCUGGAGAUGGAGAGCGCGCGGAUAGGGGCCCACCUGGACCGGUGCGUGAUAGCCGGGCUGUGCCUGCUGACGCUGGGCGGCGUGGUGCUCUCCACGCUGCUGAUGAUCUCCAUGUGGAAGGGGGAGAUGUACAGGAGGAAGGUCAUUGCUUACUCCAAGCGCUCUGCUAAGCAGUAUGGCUCCAUCAGCCUGAAGACCAGGUCCAGUCCCAGCCACUCCUCCGUGCAUUUGUCCCUGGAAGAGGAACUGGAUGAAACUUUGACUUAA